Hypanus sabinus (Atlantic stingray) is the source of this 321-nucleotide messenger RNA. RefSeq names its product testis-expressed protein 47-like. The record is from RefSeq and is a predicted model, not a curated record. NCBI's taxonomy places the organism in Eukaryota, Metazoa, Chordata, Chondrichthyes, Myliobatiformes, Dasyatidae. The transcript is spliced from 3 exons. Bases 15 to 299 code for a protein of 94 amino acids.
UGGACACUUCAGAGAUGGAACCCGUGGAGAAACUGGUCCCUGAGUGCCUGGCACUUCUGCUAAAGCUUGGAAACUUCAUCCUGCAAAAUCCAAAGAAGUCCAUGACGAAACCAAACCUCUCUGUGUCAGAUGAAGUCCGGCACCUAAUCAUCAAGGAGAACACCAUCAAGUAUCUGUGCAGCAGCUCCAAGCUCAUGACCCCGCAGGGUUUCCUCGAAUAUUAUGACAAAUUUAUACAUGUUAUCCUAGACUCAGAACUUCUUUGGCCAACUCCUCGCCAUCUGUUUCUUAGCAGUUAAGAAAUUCAUUUUUGAUCUCUAC